This is a messenger RNA of Impatiens glandulifera, 600 nucleotides long. RefSeq names its product probable histone H2A.2. NCBI's taxonomy places the organism in Eukaryota, Viridiplantae, Streptophyta, Magnoliopsida, Ericales, Balsaminaceae. Bases 35 to 481 code for a protein of 148 amino acids. The record is from RefSeq and is a predicted model, not a curated record. Gene Ontology annotation, cellular component: nucleosome. The transcript has 2 exons. Gene Ontology annotation, molecular function: structural constituent of chromatin; protein heterodimerization activity; DNA binding.
UCUCAAUUCUCAAUCUCUCUCUAUCAUCAUCAUCAUGGAAACCGCCGGAAAGUCGAAGAAAGGUGCCGCCGGAAGGAAGGGAGGCGAGGCAAGGAAGAAAUCAGUGACAAGAUCAAUCAGAGCAGGUCUUCAAUUCCCCGUCGGCCGUAUCGGUCGUUACUUGAAGAAAGGAAGAUACGCUCAAAGAAUCGGAACCGGUGCUCCGGUCUACUUGGCUGCUGUUCUUGAGUAUCUCGCCGCCGAGGUUUUGGAAUUGGCUGGUAAUGCUGCUAGGGAUAAUAAGAAGAACAGAAUUAUACCUAGACAUCUUUUACUUGCAAUUAGGAAUGAUGAAGAAUUGGGAAAAUUGUUGUCUGGAGUUACGAUUUCUUAUGGCGGUGUUCUUCCGAAUAUUAACCCGAUUUUGUUGCCUAAGAAGACUGAUAAGCCUACUAAGGAACCGAAAUCUCCGACCAAAGCUGCCGGAAAAGCGGUUGCUUAAUUACUUUAUAGUGAUAUAAUUAGGGUUUGUUUAUGUCACAUUUCUUAUUCUGUAAUUUCAUUAUAUUUUAUAUCAUUAUCAAAUACUUUUAAUCGAUUUGAAUGUUCGUUUACGGUUCU